CUAGUGCUGAAGCUAGAGAAUAAAAAUGACAACUUUCAUGGCUUCAAGACGAUUCCGUCCACCUCUUUUACUCCGUCGUUUGAUAAACCUUAAACCCUUUUCUUCUUCACAGUCUCGAUUGCCCAAUCCACCUUGUUAUCAACGUCGAAACAUUUCCGAUUCCACUAAUGAAGUCACCUCAGAGCUACAAUAUCCACAUACAACCUCUGCAACGGUCCACUCACCUUCGAUUCCAAUCAUAAAUACUGAGAAUCAAGGCGAUGAUGAUGUGGACGACGCUCGUGUAAUCCAAGUGCUUCUAGGUCGUAGGAACGACCCUGUCUCGGCUCUUCAGUAUUGUAAUUGGGCCAAGCCUUUACCUCGUCUUUACGAGGAAGGUGGAGAUGUCUUCUGGGUACUCGUUCAUAUCUUAUUUACUUCUCCUCACACGCACGAUCGCGCCAGCAAUUUGCUCGUUAUGUUCGUUUCUAGCAGCAACCCAACUGUAACUCCAAGCGUCAUGGUUAACAAUUUGGUUGAUUCGUCUAAAAGGUUUGGUUUUGAAGAACUAAGCUCACGAGCUUUCAAUUACUUGUUGAACGCUUAUGUUAGAACUAGGCGAAUGGACUAUGCUGUAGAUUGUUUUGAUUUGAUGGUGGAACGAAAUGUGGUUCCUUUUGUGCCGUAUGUGAACAACGUUUUAAGAUCUUUAGUUCGGAGUAAUCUGAUUGAUGAGGCUAAGGAGGUUUAUAAUAAGAUGGUUUUGAUUGGUGUUGGUGGUGAUAAUGUCACGACUCAGCUUUUGAUGCGAGCUAGUUUGAGAGAACGAAAGCCCGAAGAGGCUGUGAGAAUUUUCAGGAGAGUGAUGAGUAGAGGAGCAGAAGCAGAUGGGCUGUUGUAUAGUUUUGCUGUUCAAGCUGCUUGUAAGAUGCCUGAUUUGGUUUUGGCGAUGGAUUUGGUGAGGGAAAUGAGCGAGAAGUUAGGUGUCCCUGCCUCUCAGGAAACGUAUACUAGUGUGAUUGUGGCUUGUGUGAAGGAAGGUAAGAUGGAGGAGGCCGUGAGGGUUACGGAUGAGAUGGUUGGUUUUGGGAUACCUAUGAGUGUUAUUGCUGCAACGAGUUUGAUUACUGGAUAUUGCAAGGGGAAUGAGUUGGGUAAGGCUUUGGAAUUUUUUAAUAGAAUGGAGGAGGAAGGGCUGGCUCCGGACAAAGUUAUGUUUUCGGUUAUGAUUGAAUGGUUCUGUAAGACUAUGGAUAUGGAGAAAGCUGUUGAGAUUUACAAACGGAUGAAAUCUGUAGGGAUUGCUCCUUCAUCUGUUCUUGUCCACACAAUGAUCCAAGGGUUUUUGAAAGCCGAGUUACCAGAAGCAGCGCUAGAGAUUUUCAGUGACAGUUUUGAAACCUGGACUGCGCACGGUUUCAUGUGUAACAAGAUUUUUCUAUUGUUAUGCAAGCAAGGUAAGGUUGAUGCUGCGACGAGCUUCUUGAGGAUGAUGGAAGAUAAAGGGAUUGAGCCGAAUGUUGUUUUUUACAAUAACUUGAUGCUUGCUCAUUGCAGGAUGAAAAACAUGGACUUGGCUUCUUCAAUUUUCUCAGAGAUGCUGGAAAAGGGUUUAAAGCCUAAUAACUUCACUUACUCCAUCUUAAUUGAUGGAUUUUUCAAGAAUCAGGAUGUACAGAGUGCUUGGGAUGUGAUCAAUCAGAUGAAUGCUUCCAAUUUCGAGGCUAACGAAGUCAUAUAUAAUACAUUCAUCAAUGGUUUGUGCAAAGUUGGUCAGACAUCUAAAGCAAAAGAGAUGUUGCAAAGUUUGGUCAAAGAAGAGCGAUGUUCAAGGAGUUGCACGAGUUACAAUAGCAUCAUAGAUGGAUUUGUCAAAGAAGGUGAAACCGAUUCUGCUGUAGAAACGUACAGAGAGAUGAGUGGAAACGGUAUAUCCCCAAAUGUUGUAACCUUCACCAGCUUGAUCAAUGGAUUCUGCAAAAGUAACAGAAUGGAUCUAGCUCUUGAAAUGAUACAUGAAAUGAAAAGCAAGGAUUUGAAACUUGAUGUUCCAGCCUACGGUGCACUAAUAGACGGGUUCUGUAAAAAGCAUGACAUGAAAACCGCAUAUACUCUCUUCUCUGAACUCAUGGGACUAGGAUUGAUACCAAAUGUGUCUGUCUACAAUAGUUUGAUUUCAGGAUUCCGUAAUCUGGGAAAGAUGGAUGCAGCAAUUGACCUGUACAAGAAAAUGGUGAAUGAUGGGAUAAGUUGUGAUCUGUUUACAUAUACAACGCUGAUCGAUGGGUUGUUAAAAGGCGGAAAUCUAAUCGCCGCAUCUGAUUUGUACUCAGAGUUGGUUGCUUUGGGGAUUGUCCCUGAUGAAAUCUUGCACAUGGUACUUGUCAACGGUCUUAGUAAGAAGGGACAGUUUGUGAGAGCAAGCAAGUUGUUAGAGGAGAUGAAGAAGAAAAAUAUGACUCCAAAUGUGUUAAUUUACAGCACUGUUAUUGCAGGACACCAUAGAGAAGGAAAUCUCAAUGAGGCUUUUAGACUUCAUGAAGAGAUGCUUGAGAAAGGUUUAGUACAUGAUGAUACUGUAUUGAAUUUACUCGUGAGUGGAAAAGUUCAGAAACCUCUUGCUAGCUGCAGCCAAGAUUAAUAAUAUAUUGGCUUCUUCCUCAGACGAGAUCUAGCCACUAAAAAUCCUUUUGAUCGUUGGAAGACAUACAAGAUCUUCCUAACUCUUUUGGGUAAAAUGCUGUACGGGAGCAGGAUUUUGUAGUGCUAUUAAGUGAAGCGAAUGCAGGAAUAUGCUUACAGGUGGUUUCAAGUUGAUCAAGGUCUUCCAGUGUUAAGAGUGUGGCAAGUCAAAGCAAAAGCGUUAUGCAAAUUGCUGUCGUGCAUUUGAUCAAAUUCUCCAUGUAAAUCUUCCUCAAGCAGUUACCGACUGUAAUUCACAAACAUGUUUCUUUAGAGUGUCUUGUGUAAAUAUAUAUAAAGGAGGGAGGGGGAGAGAAUCUCCUGAGGAUGUUAGAACAGUUAAAUCAGUUUUGAAGAUUCUGAUACUAUUUCAUUAUCCUAUGAACAGUUAAAUCAGUUUUGAAGAUUCUGAUACUAUUUCAUUAUCCUAUGAACAGUUAAAUCAGUUUUGAAGAUUCUGAUACUAUUUCAUUAUCCUAUGAACAGUUAAAUCAGUUUUGAAGAUUCUGAUAC
Messenger RNA from Camelina sativa (false flax), 3174 nucleotides. RefSeq names its product pentatricopeptide repeat-containing protein At2g39230, mitochondrial-like. Lineage: Eukaryota; Viridiplantae; Streptophyta; Magnoliopsida; Brassicales; Brassicaceae. Gene Ontology annotation, molecular function: protein binding. The record is from RefSeq and is a predicted model, not a curated record.